AUGAAGCGCUGUGCGCUCCUCACCCCCCUGGGCCUCCUCCCCUUAGCCCUAGCCUGCAACAACCCCAAUGACGCCGCGCACUCCUGCGCCUCCGUCUACUCCGUCUCGUCCGUCGCGGCAGCCAGCUUCUGCGCGACGUUUACGGCCUCCACCGUCACCGAGACCACCGGCGUCCCUGACGCAUUCCUCUCCGCCUGCGACUCAAAGGUCAAGCACCUCUCCAGCGCAUGCAGCUGUCUCGGCCCCGUUGACACCGCGACUGCACCGGCGGCCACUAGCACGGCCCCUGCUGCUGUGCCUGUUACCGCUACGGCCACUGCUACGGCCACCGCGGUUGCCACGCCCUCUCAGAUCGCCGUCUCCGUCCCCUCCGCCGCAAGCUCCAGCUCAAUAGCCACCUUCAAGACAGAAGUGAUCUCGGCCUCCAGCUCCAGCUCAUCUGCCUCCGCCCCCGCCACAACCUCCGCGCCCACAAAGGCCUCCGCAACAACAACCUACGGCGGCAACGGCGGCACAACCUGCACGGUAACGGAGUACAGCGACAUUUCCUCAGCCGUCGCCUCCUGCACCAACAUCCUCCUCUCGGACAUCUACGCACCCCCCAGCAGCACAAUCGACCUGCAAGACCUGCAAACGGGGGCAGCCGUCAUCUUCGCCGGCAAAACCACCUUCGGCACAACAGCAGACUCCGACUUCGACCCCAUCGUCAUCUCCGGCACGGACCUCACCAUCACCGGCACAGACGACCACGUCAUCGACGGCAACGGGCAGGCCUACUGGGACGGCCAGGGGUCGAACGGCGGCUCCGAUAAACCAGACCACUUCAUUGUGCUGAAGCACGUGUAUGACAGCGUGGUCGCGAACCUGAAUAUCCAGAACUGGCCGGUGCAUUGCUUUGAUAUUGAGAAUACGGAGUCGCUGACGCUUACGGGGAUCACGCUUGAUAAUUCGGCGGGCGAUGAGCCGAAUGAUAGCUCGGAUGGUGAUGCCGCGGCGCAUAACUCUGAUGGCUUUGAUAUCAAGUCCUCGACUGAUUUGGUGCUGAGCAAUAGCAACGUGUAUAACCAGGAUGACUGUGUGGCUAUCACGUCUGGUACGAACAUUACCGUCGACGGGAUGUACUGCUCCGGCGGGCAUGGGCUGUCCAUUGGCUCGAUCGGCGGGAAGAGCGACAAUACCGUUGACGGCGUGGUCUUCAGCAAUUCGCAGGUCGUGGAUUCGCAGAACGGAUGCCGGAUCAAGACGAACGAGGGCGAGACCGGCGAGGUGGCGAACAUCAAGUAUGAGAAUAUUAGCCUCAGCGGCAUCACCAAGUAUGGUAUCGUUAUUCAGCAGGAUUACCUUAAUGGUGGGCCGACGGGCGAGCCUAGCAACGGUGUUAGCAUCACCAAUGUGGAGAUUACGGACGUUACCGGCACGAUGAGCAGUGAUGAUGGGAAGGACUAUUAUAUUCUUUGCGGAGAUGGGAGCUGUGAGAACUUUACGUUUAGUGGGGUUAGCAUCACGGGUGGAAGUGGUGAUAGCUGCAAUUACCCCGACUCGGGAUGUCCUUGA
Messenger RNA from Aspergillus mulundensis, 1554 nucleotides. Its product is annotated as glycoside hydrolase family 28 protein. The record is from RefSeq and is a predicted model, not a curated record. Gene Ontology annotation, molecular function: polygalacturonase activity. Lineage: Eukaryota; Fungi; Ascomycota; Eurotiomycetes; Eurotiales; Aspergillaceae. The transcript has a single exon. Gene Ontology annotation, cellular component: extracellular region. The coding region runs from base 1 to 1554 and encodes 517 amino acids. Gene Ontology annotation, biological process: pectin catabolic process.